This is a messenger RNA of Sardina pilchardus (European sardine), 1289 nucleotides long. Its product is annotated as CD209 antigen-like protein C. The record is from RefSeq and is a predicted model, not a curated record. The transcript has 7 exons. The coding region runs from base 96 to 941 and encodes 281 amino acids. Gene Ontology annotation, cellular component: external side of plasma membrane. Gene Ontology annotation, biological process: biological process involved in interspecies interaction between organisms; immune response. NCBI's taxonomy places the organism in Eukaryota, Metazoa, Chordata, Actinopteri, Clupeiformes, Clupeidae. Gene Ontology annotation, molecular function: carbohydrate binding.
AUGUGAGAUCAUGUUACGUUCCUAUGCAGCUCAAACGUCAGUUAUUUUUCCCAUUUGAGGACUGAGUUGAACUGAGGCUCAGAACAGUAUGCAAAAUGGAGAGCAUCUAUGAUAAUGAUGAUCUCUUUCUUCCUCAGACGAGUUUGCCUGGAACAAAACCAGAGGAGAAUCGGCGUCCAUCGCUGGAUGAGUCCAUUUACCUGACUCCUGAUUUGUCAGAGACAAAUAAGCCCUUAACCCUCCCUGCAGGUCACCCUACGACUCUGGGUUCCUCAUAUCCUGGUUCUCAGGACAAGACAGUUAGAACAUAUCAGAACCCUAUGGCAUUAAAGGUUCUUCUUGGCAUAGCUGCCUUGUGCUUGGGUUUAACCCUGGCUGGUCUUGGUACUUUGGGACAUUACUACUUGGAGAAACAGAGCCAGUUUGACCUGCUGAAGGCACAGCAUACAAACAUCUCAGAGCAACUCAGAGUCAUAAAAAGUCGGGGGUGCACUCCAUGUUCAGAUGGCUGGAGGAGCCACAGCGACAAAUGUUAUUUCUUCUCCUUUGACCCGAUGAACUGGACACAGAGCCGCGACGAGUGUGUCUCAUAUGGCGGCCAUCUUGUGAUCAUUAACGAUCGGGAGGAGCAGAUAUUCCUCUCCUCUGAAACCAUGGAUACCCAUUGGAUCGGCCUGAAUGAUCUGGAACAUGAGGGACAGUGGGUGUGGAUGGACAACACCCCGCUCACCAGAGCAUCUCCACAGUACUGGUAUGAGAGGUCCUAUGCUAAAGAUGAACCAGAUAACUGGCUUACGGAUGAUUUGCUUGGACAGGAUUGUGCUUGUCUCGGAGAUGGAGAAAUCCCAACUAAUGUUUGGUUUGAUGACAACUGCAAGAAACUGAAAAAAUAUGUGUGCGAAACUCUUGCUGCCAUACAAGAUAGGUAUAAUGUUUGCUAAUGAUGUAUUUAAAUAAAUGAUCAUUCUCCCGGAUAAGGCGAAAAAUUUGUAUUCAUAACAAGAAAAAAAAUAUUGGAAUGUCAUACAAAGACAUGUCCCAAUAAACCUGGAUUAAAAGUACAGUUUACCUGUCCAGUAUUGUGCGACCAUUGUCAACAACUAUACACUAGGUGGCGACAGAGUACACUUUAUGCUGAGGCAUGUGAACUUUUUUGGACAACUACUCAUUCAUACAACUAUACACUAGGUGGCGACAGAGUACACUUUAUGCUGAGGCAUGUGAACUUUUUUGGACAAAUCACUUACUAAAUGUGUGUUUACAUGUAAUUGAAAUCACUUUAAACAUUG